CAAAUACAUGCACACGCUGCGCUCUUUGUAGCGAGGAAACGUUUAAAAGUGUUUUGCACGACACUGGCACCGACAGUCAGCAUUCACAUUCAAAUAGAGAAGACGCGUAAAGCAGAGACGGAUUUAGGAAUCAGUAUCAUAAGGUACCGGAAGAAUCGAGAAUAGGGUGCAUAAUUGAAAGGAAGCCCAAUUGACAGUAAGAGCAAGCAUCGCCUUCUAUGCCAGUGUGUGUAAAGGCAGCUGUGAAAUACACCAGAGACAGACAUACGAAAGAGGGAUAAAGAAAAACACAUACAAAGAUAACGGGUCGACUCGAAACUUCUAUUUAACAUUGGCAGACUAAGCGAAACGUCUCAUUUUCAUUUGAGCAUUUAGGCAGAGCACGUAAACAACAACUACCAAAUUGAUUCCAUUGAUUUUACUAACUGAAAGUGAUAAAUUUGUUCUGUGAUUUUGUGUAAAGACAUCAACAACAACAGCAGCAAUCCGAAGAACAAAAAUGGUGAAAUUAAUAGCGAGUAUAUGUUUGCUGGUCGUUCUGGCUGUUGCCAACCAGGCCCAGGCAGAAAACUUUAACUGCAACAUCAAAUCGAAUGCGGUUUUCAAGGGAUGGCCGGACAUGAGGGAGCCCUGCAUUAGGAGCAUGCGGGACCAGAUCCAGAAGGAGAUUUCAGCCUCGACCCAGUACAUGGCCAUGGCUGCCUACUUCUCCAGCGACACCGUCAAUCGUCCCGGCUUCGCCGAACACUUCUUCAAGGCAGCCAAGGAGGAGCGCGAACAUGGCUCCAAGCUGGUCGAGUACCUCUCCAUGCGUGGCCAGUUGACCGAAACCGUCAAGGACCUGAUCAAAGUACCGUCUGUUAAGGUGACCAACUGGACUGGUCUGAGCGCUUUGGAGGAUGCCUUCAAGCUAGAAACGGAAGUGACAAAGUCCAUUCGCGAUCUGAUCAAGACGUGCGAGGGCAGCUCGAAGAAGGGCGAUGACAACGAUUACCAUCUGGUUGACUAUCUGACUGGUGUCUAUCUGGAGGAGCAAUUGACUGGCCAACGCGAGCUGGCCGGCCAGAUUACCACAUUGGAGAAGAUGAUGUCCUCGCACGGCGAGCUGGGCGAGUUCCUGUUCGACAAGAAUAUGUAAUGUGCCAAGCCCAUCCAACCUGGAAACAACGUCUACUCCAACUCAUUGUCUAGCUAAAGAGCCAUCAAAUAAUAGUUUUACUGUGCAUCAUUAUUUAAAAUUACCUGUUACUAGCCGAAGUCGAAAUCAUCGCAUCAAGUAUUUUGUUAUCUACACAUUUUUGCCCAAUUUAGUCCAUAAUUAAAUCAUACUGAAAAGUUAAAGACUUUCUUUUGUUUUGCUUCAAUAAAUAUUCGGUUUCAUUCCUAUGCACGGUUAAA
Drosophila grimshawi is the source of this 1398-nucleotide messenger RNA. It is a transcript of the gene Fer1HCH, whose product is annotated as ferritin subunit. The transcript is spliced from 3 exons. The record is from RefSeq and is a predicted model, not a curated record. Lineage: Eukaryota; Metazoa; Arthropoda; Insecta; Diptera; Drosophilidae. Gene Ontology annotation, biological process: intracellular iron ion homeostasis; iron ion transport. The coding region runs from base 500 to 1138 and encodes 212 amino acids. Gene Ontology annotation, cellular component: cytoplasm. Gene Ontology annotation, molecular function: ferrous iron binding; ferric iron binding.